CUUCGCCCCGCCUCUUACGCCACUGGGGAGAUGGCGGAGUUGGACAUCGGGCAACACUGUCAGGCGGAGGAUUGCCGGCUAAGAGAUUUUCUUCCGUUUGUAUGUGAUGGUUGCUCAGGAAUAUUUUGCCUUGAACACAGAAGCAGGGAGUCACAUAGCUGUUCUGAGGUGAAUAUAAUCAGUGAGAGACCGAAAACAGAUAAACACACACCUUACCCAUGCUCAUUCAAGGACUGUACUGAAAAAGAGCUUGUGCCGGUUGUAUGUCCUUAUUGUGAGAAGAAUUUUUGCCUGAGACACCGUCAUCAGUCAGAUCAUGAAUGUGAAAAACUGGAAAUCUCUAAACCUCGUAUGGCUGCCACCCAGAAACUUGUUAAAGACAUUAUUGAUUCCAAGACAGGAGAGAUAGUGAGCAAACGACGAAAAGGUGCAAAAAAUAGUGAAACAGCUGCAAAAGUUGCAUUAAUGAAAUUGAAGAUGCAUGCUAAUGGGGAUAAGUCAUUGCCACAGACAGAAAGAGUUUAUUUUCAGGUUUUCUUACCUAAGGGGAGCAAGGAGAAGAGCAAACCAAUGUUUUUUUGCCACCGAUGGAGCAUUGGAAAAGUCAUAGACUUUGCUGCUGCUUUAGCCAGCCUUAAAAAUGACAAUAACAAAUCAACAGCUAAGAAAUUAAGGUUAUGUCACAUUACUUCAGGAGAAGCCUUACCCUUGGAUAGUAUUUUGGAAACGUGGAUUGCUAAGGAGGAUUGUCCAUUGUAUAAUGGUGGAAAUAUUAUCUUGGAAUAUCUGAACGAUAAGGAGAAGAUUUGGAGAACUCGAAGGAAAAAGGUUGCAGACAAAGGAAUCUGGGGGAAAAAAAAUUUACAUACUUCACAUACAUUUUACAUACUUUACAUACUUCACUUGGGCAGCAAAAAUUUUACGUUAAGAUAUUUGGUCACAACUGUAAAGAUAGCUUUGGUUUCAUAAAGUUUUUAUGUUUGUUUUUUUUAACCGGGAAAGUUCCCUGGGAAUUUAAUUGAAAUAUCACAGAAACAGAUUAAUUCCAUUUCCUUAUUCACAACAUUGAUACAAUGUCUUGCUUUUCUUAGUGGAAUACAUGGAAAUAAAACUUACAAAAUCUAUAGUCUAUUGAGUUUGAAAGAUUAGUCUGCAUAAACACUACAAGUUUUAAAAAUUUUCAAGAUGAACAAUAAAAGUAGCUUUGAUAGUUUUUCAAGAGCAAAUAUUUUAUGAUCUAAAAUACUAAAAACCAAACCCAUCGCUGUUGAAUCGAUUCUGACUCAUAACGACCCGAUAGGACAGAGUAGAACUGCCCCAUAGGGUUUCCAAGGAGCAUCUGGUGGAUUCGAAUUGCCAACCUUUUGGUUAGCAGCCGUAGCACUUAACCACUAUGCCACCAGGGUUUCCUAAAAUACUUAAUACAAGUUAAAUAUAACAUAGAUUGUGUUCUGAUCACAGGAAGUGUCUGCUGAAAUGAUCAUAUGUUCAAGGACUAAUGGAUCCAUGGGCCAAAUAGUAGACAGUUGUAACUUUUUUUUUUUUGCUGCUUUGUCUUGGUACCCCUUCCACUUGUUUGGGAAAUACAUUGUUGUGUGAGUCUGUGGGCUAACAUACAAAAAGCCUGAUACUUUUUGAUCCCUGCAGCUGAGGCACAGCCUAUAAACUAAGUUGAGCCGAUUGAAUGUCCUUGCGUAGAGCUGUGAAUAGGGAACAGUGUUACAAAGAAGGAAUAAGAGGUUAGAAUUAGUCCCAGUGGCUUUCCCUUGCCCUGUGGUGGCAGCACCCAAAUGUCUGGCAGCAUCAGUCCCUUAACCAGACUGUAUCUUAUGUUAUAGUUCCAGCUGCCCAGGUUCCCAAGCUACCCAAAAACCAUCCAGCAAACUAUUUUUCUGUUGAAGAAGAACACCAAAAGCUGUUUCAGUGGUACUCUAGAAUUGUAGAAAAAUUAUUCAGCAGCAUAAGAAUGUUGCCAAAGGCCAGCUGUCUGUGGGCCCUGCAAUUUUCUAAGUAAUGACGACAAGCCACUGGACUGAGCUCCUAGAGGGUGGAGACCUCAUGUAGCUUGGCCACUAUGGUAUACCCUGCUCCUAGCUCAGUGCUGGACAAACCGAUACUCAGCAAAUACUUAAUUUCGAUGUGAAUGAACAAAAUAGUAACACCUACCUCAAUGUGCCUCCUCAUCUGUUUUAGAUUUUUGAAUGCUGAUUGCUUUUAGUAUAGCUUUUUCUUAGGAAGGGAGAGAAUUCAAAAGUGAUGACCCCAAGGGUUUAAGUUCAGGUAAAUAAGAGACUGUUUUCUCAUUGGCAGAAAUGAGGAAGUUGGGAGGAAAGAUUGCAUUUCUGUUGUGAUAACUUGAACCUGUUAAAUACCAGGGUUUUAAAAUAUUCGUAAGUACAAGUUAAACAGGUUGUGUCACUUACUAGAUUCCUUUGUAUUUGUUUAAAAAAGUACAACAGCUCCUCCUACUGAACUUUGAUCCAGAAAAACAACUG
Loxodonta africana (African savanna elephant) is the source of this 2495-nucleotide messenger RNA. RefSeq names its product zinc finger AN1-type containing 1 (gene ZFAND1). Bases 31 to 969 code for a protein of 312 amino acids. Gene Ontology annotation, biological process: cytoplasmic stress granule disassembly. The transcript is spliced from 9 exons. Gene Ontology annotation, molecular function: zinc ion binding. The record is from RefSeq and is a predicted model, not a curated record. Gene Ontology annotation, cellular component: cytoplasm; cytoplasmic stress granule. Lineage: Eukaryota; Metazoa; Chordata; Mammalia; Proboscidea; Elephantidae.